This is a messenger RNA of Antrostomus carolinensis (chuck-will's-widow), 1536 nucleotides long. It is a transcript of the gene SLC60A1, whose product is annotated as solute carrier family 60 member 1. Lineage: Eukaryota; Metazoa; Chordata; Aves; Caprimulgiformes; Caprimulgidae. The record is from RefSeq and is a predicted model, not a curated record. Gene Ontology annotation, molecular function: D-glucose transmembrane transporter activity. The transcript is spliced from 9 exons. The annotation marks the transcript as partial.
GGUGGCUCAACUCAGGUUGGCUCAGUCCUUGUUUGCACUCUUUGCCUCGUCACUGGCAAUCUCCUUGGUCUUUGCCAUCAUCCCUCUGUGCCACAAUGUGGUGGUCCUGGCUGUGGUCAUGGCUGUGGCAGGACUGGCCAUGGGUUGCAUUGACACCAUCUCCAACAUGCAGCUGGUGAAGAUCUACCAGAAGGACUCUGCCAUCUUCCUGCAGGCUCUUCACUUCUUCGUGGGGUUUGGAGCCUUGCUAAGCCCACUGAUUGCUGACCCCUUCCUCUCAGACACCAACUGCAUCCUCUCAAACUCCACGGCCAACGCCUCCAGCAACCUCCCUCACAUCCGCAAGUCCCUGGUCCCACACCAUCCGGGCAACCUGUCUCAUUACGACCUGCCAAUGAAGGGCAUGGUGGUCACACGCGUCUCCUACGCCUUCUGGAUCAUGGCCCUCAUCAAUCUGCCUGUCCCCAUCGCCGUGUUUUUCUUGCUCUACAAGGAGCGGAUGGUGCCGUGCUUCAGCAGCAGCAGCCACCCGCUGCUGUCAGCCGACGAGCUGGCGAUGGAAACGCGGCCAGUGGAGAAGGACGAUCUCUCCACCGCUGUGCAGAGACCCCACGCAGCAGAAGGUCAUGAUGACUUAUUUAGCUGCUGCCAAAGCAAAAACUUCAGAGGGGCUUCUUACACCUACUUCGCAGUCCACAUCACUGGGGCUCUUGUUCUCUUCAUGACUGAUGGGAUUGUGGGAGAGUACUCGGGCUUCGUUUACAGCUACGCAGUGGAAGAGCCUCUCUCUGUAGUACAUAAAGUGGCUGGUUCCCUGCCCAGCCUCUUCUGGGGAUUCAUCACACUGGGCAGGCUCAUCUCCAUCCCUGUGUCCUACCGGAUGAAGCCAGCAACGAUGGUCUUCAUCAAUGUGGUUGGAGUCCUGAUAACCUUCCUCCUGCUCCUGAUUUUCUCCUACAGCGUUGUCUUCUUGUUUGUGGGGACAGCAUCUCUGGGGCUGUUUCUCAGCAGCACGUUCCCCAGCAUGCUCGCCUACACUGAGGACAUCCUGCAGUACAAAGGCUGUGCCACAACCGUGUUAGUGACUGGAGCUGGAAUUGGAGAGAUGGUACUGCAGUUACUGGUGGGAUCGAUUAUCCAUGAUCAGGGCAGCUAUAGUUUCCUGGUCUGUGGGAUGAUCUUUGGAGGCUUGGCCUUUACCUUCUACACUUUCCUCUUGUUUUUCCACAGGAUGUACCCCAAGCCCCCAUCAGAUAUGGAUGACUCCUCACCUGACAAACCAGCAGUAACGGAUGACACUGGACAGUACCAGCACUAAAGAAGUGGCCAAGCUCUAGACAAGCAAUAAAACAACACACAAUUAAGCAUUACUAUUAAGGAUGAUUUCACAUUUAAUGACUGAAUCAUGCAAGUUUUCUGCAAUCAAAAGCACAUUAGAUGGGGUAAGUGGGAAUCAAGGAAACGCUGCGGCGAGCUGAGCACAAGUUGCCCGUGUCACUUGUACCAAAAAGACGACUGUGAGCGUCAGACUGACCC